UGUAGCAUGAAUGGAAUGUAGGAACCUUUCAGUGUCGUCUUGUUUCCGGACGAGUUUAUUUAGCUGGCGCUACAGCUAGCAACCUCAGAAUCCCAGCCCUUGUUUAGCAUAAUUUAUCUUAAAACAUUUUAUACGCAUUCAUCUAAGCUUGGACAUUUUAUUGACAUCGAAUCUUUUGGCCUGCUUCCUUCGCGACUCUCACAAUAUUCUAAGAUGUCCAACCUGACGGGGCAUUAGCUAAAGAACGAGCCAGCAUCACUCAUCACAGCGGUUGGAUCUGCCUCGACGCGCCGUCUUGUCGACAGCCAGCUCCUCGUAUCAUUCUUCCCGGAGAUCAUUAUUCCCCUGUGAGCUCUCUGGGGUGUCGAGAUGGACAAAGAGGAAUCCAGCGUGGAGUCCAAGGAGUGUUGUACUCGCUCUGAGCUGGUGUCUGAGGAUGGGAAGAACCUCAAGUCGGUUCUGUGUCAGCGCUGCGGGUCCAAGGUCCUUUGUCCAGGAAUGGCCGUUUAUUCGGAGAAAGAGCUGUUCCUGCCCCCCAUGAGGAACAAGAAGGCCCUGAGUCUGACGGAGGGCUCCGGGGACAACCUCUCAGCACACUGGCUGGUGGACGACAUGUACACGUUCGAGAACGUGGGCUUCACCAACGACGUCGGACGCAUCAAGUAUCUCAUCUGUGCAGAUUGUGAGAUCGGACCCAUCGGUUGGCAUUGUUUGGAUGACAAAAAGAGUUAUUAUGUUGCAGUGGAAAGGGUUGAUCAUGCCUAGUCUGAUUUGGAGACAGCCUGUACCCCCAACCGCGGUUUGAACAACAGCCCAGUUUCCGUUCACUUCUACCGACAUGCCCUGGUCCAUUACUUUACUGCCCUCUGCUGCGGCCUAUCAAGAGUGAUGUGCUUAACUUCUUAUAAAGUAUUCAAUGCGGCAAGUGGCAACUUGCAUUUGAAAUUGUGGAUGGAUAAUUGGAUGGUUGAAUAUCCACAGCCAAUCAUGUCGUGUUGAACUCCAAACCUCUGAAUAAUCCUCGUUAUGUUUAUAUUAUGUUUUUUAACCUUUCAAAACUAUAAAGUGACACAGAAGAAAAUGUAACACUAUGCUGCAAUUAAAAUUCUAUCAAAAGCCCUGAUUAUUUUGGUUUCCGUAGACCCUGUUUGCAUUGAUAUGUUCACAGUUGAUGUAAGUGGUUAUACUUGCGUUUUCAUAUUUCCGUGUUACGUUAGCUCAUCUUACAACACGCAAUGUCUUCUGAUUGAAUGAAUACAAUCUUAUUCAUUAAAUCAGCACAUCGCCUGUCAGUGUUGAGCCUUGAAUAGGGAUAAUUACUUUCUGGCAACCGAUUACAUCCCCACACACUAGGCUAAAGAGAUGGCUCCUGUUUUAUAUGACUUUUAUUACAUCUUAUUGUACAACAGUAACAGUAAAAUAA
This is a messenger RNA of Gadus chalcogrammus (walleye pollock), 1423 nucleotides long. It is a transcript of the gene rabif, whose product is annotated as RAB interacting factor. The transcript is spliced from 4 exons. Gene Ontology annotation, biological process: small GTPase-mediated signal transduction; post-Golgi vesicle-mediated transport. Bases 370 to 765 code for a protein of 131 amino acids. The record is from RefSeq and is a predicted model, not a curated record. Lineage: Eukaryota; Metazoa; Chordata; Actinopteri; Gadiformes; Gadidae. Gene Ontology annotation, cellular component: cytosol; membrane. Gene Ontology annotation, molecular function: zinc ion binding; guanyl-nucleotide exchange factor activity.